CAGACCCACCGAUGUUUACGUUGUUCCUCAGUUGAAUCCAAACAUUGUUCAUGUCGUUAGUUGUUUUUCGUGGCGGUUUGCGAAAAAAUUGUGUUUUUCACCGAUUUACGUGUUAUUAAGUUGUUAUUUCCUUCUGGAGAGUGCGCAAAAUAGUUAUCCAUCAAAAUGGAUCAAUAUCCCACGGAGGAAGAGGAAUUUGAGUUGAUGUACGGCGAUGACCUGGAAGCUAUGAAUGAUAUGGAUAUCGAGAUGAAUCCAGCCACCCCGGGUCCAUCGAGAGCUAAGGAGAAGCCAGCAGAUCCACCUCGAGCAUCGACAUCACAUUCGCACUAUUCCCGUCCUCCGCUGGAUAGCCCCAGUCUCUCUCAAAUUAACGAAGACAGCCCACUGCGAAGUCCAGCAUAUUCAGUUAUUUCCAAGAACUCCACAACCAUCAAUAAGCGUCUGUUCGAUGGGGAUGGGAAUUACGGUCGCAUGGCUUCCACGCCGUUCCCGCGAUUGUCUCAAUCUUCGGCUACGGAUCCGUUGGCUGAAAUCCAGAACAUCGGUCUCAAUACGCGAAAGAGACGUUUGGACGCCUUGUUUGGCGAUAUUCAAGAUAUUGAAGAUGAUGGCAGUGUGUAUGACUUUUGCCAGCAGGGCAAUACAAAAAAGACCAAGACGGAAGAGGAGCGGGACAUGGAAUUGAUUGAAAAGAUUCUGGAAGCCAGGAAGCGCUUCCAAGCGAUUGUUCAUCCAACUAAAUCCAGCGGGUUGGAUAGAGCUGAGGCUUUGCAUCGGUUCAAAAUGCAAAAUUUAUCGUAUUCGUUGCCAAAAUGGCCGUUUGCUACUGUCGUUAGAAGCGAUAAAGAACGCGUCUAUGUGCGGUUUCAUUCUGAGGAGUUUGAAACCAACGCAAUUAAUGAGAUUAACUGCUUUAAAGAUGGCUAUAACGGACUGCUCGGAGACGCCAAGGAAAGAAUUUGGAAAGAGGCUAACGACAUAAUAGCCAAGCGAUUGGACGCAUCAUCCCGAGCCAUUGCACCUAACCCGGAUGUAGUCGUCGUUCCGGAUCAAGGCAACUCGUUGUGGGUUGAAAAGUAUCGUCCUAAACGGUACGUUGAUCUGCUGUCGGAUGAAACGACCAACAGAAGUCUGCUUCAGUGGCUCAAACUUUGGGAUAAGGUCGUUUUCGGACGAGAACCUAAAGAGAAGAAAGACGUCAAACAAUUGAACAGCUUUAACAAGAAGACCGGCCGAUUUGAGUCCAAUGGAGGAUGGAAAAAGAAGAAUCGCUCUGCGCUGAAUACUGAACUGGACGAGCAUGGAAGGCCAAUGCAGAAGGUAGCUCUUCUAUGUGGUCCUCCCGGUUUGGGCAAGACUACGUUGGCGCACACGAUUGCACGACAUGCUGGCUAUGUGGUGCGUGAAGUCAAUGCAUCCGAUGACCGCAGUCCAGAGGCGUUCCGUAUAGCGUUGGAAAGUGGAACUCAGAUGAAGUCGGUUUUGAAUGAGGAUAAAAGGCCGAAUUGCAUUGUACUAGACGAAAUCGACGGAGCUCCAGUCGCCACAAUCGAUUUCUUGUUAAAGUUCAUAUCAGGUUCGGUGUCCCAGAAAGGCGGUAAAAAGGGUAAAGGUGAAAAAACAGAAAAGUUUAUAUUGAAACGACCCAUAAUUUGUAUUUGCAACGAUAUGUACGUUCCUGCUUUGAGACAGUUGAGGCAGAUAGCGUUCGUAGUAAACUUUCCUCCCACGGAAUGCGCGCGAUUGGCUGAAAGGCUGCUUUCCAUCGCCAAGCGAGAGAAAAUUGAAACGGAUUUAACGUCAAUGCUGGCUCUAGCCGACAAAUCUGGGAAUGACGUCCGAUCCUGUUUGUCCAUGUUACAAUUUUGCAGUUCACUGAAGAAACCCAUCCGGCUGACCGACGUCCUGAAGAGUACCGUCGGUCAAAAAGAUCGUCACAAGGGCCUAUUCGGUAUUUGGUCUGCCAUAUUUCAGAUACAACGUCCCAAAAAGACCCUGGUGGAUGCUGAUAGCUGCGAAAGCGAUGCUAUUGUGACACUCACCGAUAUGUCUCCGGCAACCCGAAUGACCAACAUUCUGGACGUGAUACACAUGGCCGGCGAUCAAGACCGAUUGAUGCAGGGGGUGUUCGAAAACUAUCUGCACCAAAAAAUGCCCGAUCCGAACAUGGCAGGAGUAGCUGAAGCCUGUGAUUGGUUCUGCUUCAACGAUCGUAUCCAGCAGGUGAUCAACCAUCAGCAAAACUACUCCAUCUAUCCGUACCUGGCGUAUGGUUUCGUCGUGUGGCACUAUUUGUUUGCCAGUUUAGCUUGGCCAAAAAUCAAUUUCCCUAACAAGGGUUUCGAGAAUUCGCAAAAGCUGGCAACAUGCAAGCUGAUUCUCACCGGCCUACGAAAAGGACUAUCGGCACAGUUGAAAGGAAUUGGCGAAGGACCAACGGUGCUGCUGGAUACGGUGCCAUUGCUGAAACGCGUGCUAAGUCCGUCGUUGCGCUCGGUUUCUAUUCAACUGCUGACACCGAAAGAAAAAUCUGAUUUAACUCACACGGUGGAAGUGAUGGCGGACUUCGGUCUCAACUAUAUUCAACUGAAAUCAACCGAUGGAACCUAUGCGUAUCAGUUGGAUCCUGAUAUCGAACAGCUGGGGAAUUUCCCAGGUAUUGCAGGUCAAAAUCUUAACUACUUUGGCAAGCAACUGGUAGCCAGGGAAGUUGAGUUGGAGCGCAUGCGACGGGCUCAACCGAAAGCAGCUAAUAGUAGGGGCCCACCAGCAUCGAUAACCGAAAUUAAAGAGGCGAGCAGUGGAUCGAAGAAGACUAAAAAAAUCGAACCAAGGAAAGAAUCCACGGCGCAGUUACCGAAUCAUUUGCAAACAUUGAAGCCGAAGCAAAUUACCGAGAAGGUAAAGCAGGUGGUUUCCAAGGAUUUCUUCGGUCGUGUGACUACGAAGGAGACAGUACUAUCUGUUCAAGAAGGAGGAACUGAUACCAUUGUCAAAAGCCCGAUAUGGUAUCGCUACAAGGAAGGAUUUAACAAUGCAGUUCGGAAAGACGUCACGCUAAUUGAUUUGAUGUAAAUCAUCUGUACAGAUGGUAUCUUUUAAAUGAAACGUCCAAACGCAUAAA
This is a messenger RNA of Aedes aegypti (yellow fever mosquito), 3127 nucleotides long. It is a transcript of the gene cutlet, whose product is annotated as chromosome transmission fidelity protein 18 homolog. The record is from RefSeq and is a predicted model, not a curated record. Bases 166 to 3078 code for a protein of 970 amino acids. Lineage: Eukaryota; Metazoa; Arthropoda; Insecta; Diptera; Culicidae. The transcript has 10 exons. Gene Ontology annotation, molecular function: ATP binding; ATP hydrolysis activity.